AUGGAAAAGCUUCUCCAGCCCUAUCAAAUCCUGGACAUCCACUUGAAGCACAUCGAUGACAGCAACUUCCACAAGCGCCCAGUCCACAUCCCCCGAGAAUUCAAGGCACGCUGUGUCCACCCGCCUGGUGGCAGUAACAACAGUGGUGGCAGUAACAACGGUGGUGGCAGUAACAACGGUGGUGGCAGUAACAACAAUUGUGGCAGUAACAACAAUGGUGCCAGUAACGAUAGUGGUGGCAGUAACUAUACUGCUGACAGUGGUGGCAGUAACUAUACUGCUGACAGUGGUGGCAGUAACAAUAAUGGCGGCAGUAACGACAGUGGUGGCAGUAACAACAGUGGCGGCAGUAACAACAGUGGUGGCAGUGUCAGCAACAAUGACGGAAGUAACAACAGUGGUGGCAGUGUCAGCAACAAUGACGGAAGUAACAACAGUGGUGGCAGUGUCAGCAACAAUGACGGCAUAACAACAGUGGUGGCAGUGUCAGCAACAAUGACGGCAGUAACGACAGUGGUGGCAGUGUCAGCAACAAUGACGGCAGUAACGACAGUGGCGGCAGUGUCAGCAACAAUGACGGCAGUAACGACAGUGGCGGCAGUGUCAGCAACAAUGACGGCAUAA
Procambarus clarkii (red swamp crayfish) is the source of this 624-nucleotide messenger RNA. The record is from RefSeq and is a predicted model, not a curated record. NCBI's taxonomy places the organism in Eukaryota, Metazoa, Arthropoda, Malacostraca, Decapoda, Cambaridae.